CGUGCACGUAAAUAGUUAUCAUAACACGACCAGUGUUCGUUAUUAUUCCUGUUUCCUUGAAAAGUGGUUUUAUUCUAUGUUUACUGUACAGUAUAUUUAGCGGGUUUCUUAAUCAAAAGCCUAUUUUGCCAAAGUUUUUCUUGCGGCAAACACAUAACACUAGCGAAAACUCACUUGAAGCCAUGAUAAACUUGCGAUGGCUGAUUGCAGCUGUGUUUUUAAUGGUGUAUCUAAUCCGUCAGAUUUGUGCUUCUGCAGGAGAUCAAAGUCAAUUCUUUCAAAAUUGCCUUAGAAACUGUGUGCUGCAAAACUGUACCAAAUCCGGUUUAGCAUUCAAAAGUGACUUACAACAAUCUCAAAGCUCGAUCAAUAAAUUGCUUCUAUGGACCUGUUACGAUGAGUGCGGCUACGGCUGUAUGUGGCUAACGACUAGUGCAUUUGUGAAGCGCAAUUGGACCGUUCCUCAGUUUUAUGGUAAGUGGCCUUUCAUACGUGCCCUCGGUCUUCAGGAGCCAGCUUCGGUGUUUUUCUCGAUGACCAACUUCUAUACGCACUACUCUAUGCUCAAAAAGUUUCGCCGAGAAGUUCGUCCCGACAGUCCGAUGUACACCCUGUGGCAUGUGUUCUCGUAUAUCUGUUUAAACGCGUGGAUUUGGUCGACAGUUUUUCAUGCAAGAGAUUUUCCUAUAACUGAAUUAUUUGACUACGCAUUUGCUUACUCGAUGGUUUUGGCUUCGUUCUACUGUAUGGUGAUGAGGAUGAUCCACCGGAAAACUAAAUAUUUGAGAGCUCUGUUCAGUGUUCUGUGUUUGGUAUUCUUCGUGAAUCACUUCUCUUAUUUAAGUGUUGGUAGAUUCGAUUACGCUUACAAUAUGAAGGCCAAUAUUGUAACAGGAAUGACAGGCGCAGCAGGAUGGAUUUUUUGGUGUUUCUUGCAACGUCGCAAGCGUCGCUAUGUUUGGAAAUGUUUCUUAUUCAUUGUGUUGGCUACUUCCUCGCUGUUGCUGGAAAUAAAUGACUUCCCACCGAUUUUCUGGGCUUUCGAUGCCCAUUCUCUAUGGCAUUUGAUUACAGCGCCUUUGACAGUUUUGUUCUACAGUUUCAUCAUUGAUGACUGUAGAAGUUUAAGACAAGAACUGCACGACGGUGAGCCUGAAGAAACCCGGAAAUUAUUAUGAAACACAAUUUAUGGAAUGGACAGUGCCACAAUCAGCAGAACAAAUUUACCUUAGAAUGUAAGAGUGUCAUCGUUUUCCCUAGAAUAUUAGAAUCGAAAGACUUGAGCUGUUGUAUCACAGACUUUUUUCCUUAUGGAAAGAAUAAUUGUAUGUACUUUUCGUUCACUGCCAGCAAGUAGUAGCUAGUUAACGACAAUAAUUCUAAAGUUGAGCGAUAGUAGGCUGCAGUGGCAAGAAAUAAGCUAGUAUAAGAUCUAUUUUCCUCUCACGUGAAGUGCGUAAAACAAUUACUGGUUUACAUUUUAGAAUCUUCUUAGUUAAGAAGAGAUAAAAAAUUUUAGACUGUGCUACAUAUUGUACAAAGAGAUAUUUAAAUAAUUACAAUGUUAAUUGUAGGUGAACAACUGUUAUAGUUUUAGUUUUCCGUUUGAUGGAUAUUUAUGA
This is a messenger RNA of Sabethes cyaneus, 1622 nucleotides long. It is a transcript of the gene PGAP3, whose product is annotated as post-GPI attachment to proteins factor 3. Gene Ontology annotation, cellular component: endoplasmic reticulum membrane. The transcript is spliced from 5 exons. The record is from RefSeq and is a predicted model, not a curated record. Lineage: Eukaryota; Metazoa; Arthropoda; Insecta; Diptera; Culicidae. Gene Ontology annotation, biological process: GPI anchor biosynthetic process. Bases 183 to 1178 code for a protein of 331 amino acids. Gene Ontology annotation, molecular function: hydrolase activity, acting on ester bonds.